This is a messenger RNA of Nyctereutes procyonoides (raccoon dog), 225 nucleotides long. RefSeq names its product pancreatic progenitor cell differentiation and proliferation factor-like. The record is from RefSeq and is a predicted model, not a curated record. Gene Ontology annotation, biological process: multicellular organism development; cell differentiation. The transcript has 2 exons. NCBI's taxonomy places the organism in Eukaryota, Metazoa, Chordata, Mammalia, Carnivora, Canidae.
AUGGCAGCACUUCCCUCCCACAGCUUGCUCAUGGUCACCCAUGACUCUUACUGGUGCGACCUGGGUUCCACUUCCACUAACAGCCCUUGUAGAACUUCAGAGUACCCUGGGGAAGCCACCCCUCACCACCCAGCUUCUUUUGAGGGAAGUCCACUCUCUCGUUAAAGGCUAUAGUGUUGGAGUCCCCAGAAUGCUCCAAGUGUCCCCAAGCCUCCAGUGGCAUGA